AUUUAAUAAAAUGAUUGAAAACCAUCAACAAGAGUUUCCACAACAACAACAACCAAACUCUUCUAUUUAUAUAAAAUUUAAUAAUAAUAUUAAAUUACAGUAUAACCAAAUCUAUGAUUCUUUAAAAGAAUUUGGUACCAUUACCAACAUUAAAAUAUGUAAUGGUUUUGGUUUUGUAGACUUUGAAUCUACAGAGUCAGCUCAAAAAGUUUUAGCCCAUUUUUCAAUAAAUAACAAUAAACUAAACAUUGAUGGAAAUAUUAUAUUUAUAAAAGAAAAAAAAGAAAAAUUAAAUAAUAAUAAUAAUUCACUCUUUGAUGAUAAUAAUAAUAAUAAUAACAAUAAUAUCAAUGUUGAUAAUAUAGACAACAAUAGUAAAACUAAUAAUAAUAUAGACAAUAAUACAGAUAAUAAUUAUGACAUCAAAAAUAAUUUUUUAUUUUUUAAAAUAUUUAAUAAUAUAUUUUUAAAAAGUUUAAUUUUUAAAUAUGUAAAACUAUACAAUAUUUAUCAUGGGCAAAGAAGUUUUGAAAAGAAAUCACUUAUAGAAUUUAAAAAUAAAGAAUAUCUAUAUCAAAUUAAUUAUAUGCUAUUGGAUAUUAAUACUAUUAAUAAUAGUUGUUUUGGUAAUAUUAAUAAUAUUAUUCAAAAUUAUCAAAAUAACCAAAAUGAUAACGUUCAACUCGAAUCAUUUUUACCAAUCAAUAUUAAAAAAAUCGAAUUUUCAUCAAAAUAUGAAACCCAUUCAAUUAAUCUCGAUUUACCAAAUAUCCCACAUUGGAUAGAAGUUGUUAAAAUUCAAAAAUGUUUUAAAGUUAACUUUUCAAUUUUCAAAUCAGCAUCAAGUAUCCAUACACUUCAUUUGGAUUGCCAAAGAGAGAUUUUGAUCGAACCAAACUCCUUACCAUCCACACUAACCAAACUUACAAUAAAAAAUUACCAAUUUAAAAUAACAAAAGAUUUAAUACCAAGUAACAUCAAGAUACUCCAUUUAGAAAACGAAUUAAAUGGUCCAAUUGAAAAAGAUGCAUUACCGGAAACAAUUACUCAUCUCACCAUCAAACACCUACCAAAAGACUUUAUAUUUCCAAAACAACUACUUUAUUUAAAGGUAAUAGGAAUCUAUUUACAUGAAAUCGAGGAAAAUAUGUUCCCAAAUACUCUAGAACAUCUAGACUUUUAUUGCAAUGCCCAACAUUUUAACUGUACUUUAGGAAAUAACCUGAAAUACUUUCACAUAUUUACUGGAGGGUCCAUUAGUGAAGGAAUUUUACCAAACUCCCUCGAAGAAUUACAUAUUGCUUUUGGUCAAAAGAAAUUAAGAUCAAUACCUAAAAACAUUAAGUCCCUUAGUCUUUCUGGCAAAUUCAAUUGGAGUAUUAAAGGCUUUACAAAGAUUCCCGAAUCAGUAACAACCUUAUCACUGGGUUAUCUAUUCAAUAAACCACUUUGUAAAAAUGAAUUUAUUGAUUGCAAAUACUUAACAUCUAUCGAUUUUGGUCUUAGCUUCAAUCAAGAACUUCACCCAAACCAAUUUCCCGAAAGCCUUACUUAUCUCAGCUUUUGUUCCUUUAACAAUGGUGGUUUACCAUUGACAAAAAGAAACAUAUUCCCAUCAAGUUUGGAGUAUCUCGAUCUAGGCUCACUAUUUGACCAACCCAUAGGAAUCGAUACAUUUCCAAAAUCUGGUAAUUUAAAAACUCUUAAGCUAGGAUCAAGAUUCACCCAUCUCAUUUCAACCAAAGGCAAUAUUAUACCCAGUAGUAUAACUUUUAUGGAUAACUCAAUUAUUUUUUAUAGUCAUUUACUAAAUCUAAUUGUAACCAAUCAAACAUUACUAGAAAUUGAAUUAAGCUCAUCAAAUUGUGAUUUAAUUCUAAAUGAUCCACGAGUAACAUCAUCCAUAAAAAAGCUAACACUAUCACAAAAAUUCUAUAAAGUUUUAAAUUUAGAUAAUUUUACUCAAAUAGAAUCAUUAGUAGUAUAUGGCAGGCCACAUUUAAUUUUUAAAGAUAAAAUUAAUAUAAAUGGUUCAUUAAAAAUAAUAGAAACUCCAAUCGAAAAUUCAUUUUUUAUAGAUUAUUUAUUCGAAUAUUUAAAUAGUAAUACUAAUAAUAAUAAUAAUAAUAUGAAUAAUAAUAAUAAUAAUAAUAAUAAUAAUAUGAAUAAUAAUAUGAAUAAUAAUAUGAAUAAUAAUAUGAAUAAUAAUAUGAAUAAUAAUAAUAUGAAUAAUAAUGAUCAUAAUAUUAUAAAAUUAUUAAAAUUAAUUUAAUCAUUUUUUUAUAUUCAUUGUAAAUUAAAUUAUAUUUUUUUAAAAAUCUAAAUAAAAUAUAACCAUAUAUAGUUAUAU
Messenger RNA from Dictyostelium purpureum, 2350 nucleotides. RefSeq lists its product as uncharacterized. Lineage: Eukaryota; Evosea; Eumycetozoa; Dictyosteliales; Dictyosteliaceae. Gene Ontology annotation, molecular function: RNA binding. Bases 11 to 2272 code for a protein of 753 amino acids. The record is from RefSeq and is a predicted model, not a curated record. The transcript has a single exon.